GUACCUCACAGGUGCUACUUGUAUUUCACAUCUUCAAGAAAACCAAGUAAGGUAGCAACCAUUCCCAAACUCAAAAUGACCCGAAUCUCCGACGCCAUCAAACAAGACCAUGCCCUCAUCCGGCGCGCCUACCGACAACUCUCAUCUUCCAACCCAGACAACCGCAACCCGGACGAAUUCAUCUGGGUCUUGGACCGCUAUCUGAUGGUCGAAGAUCUCGUCCUAACGCCCGCACUCGAACACCACAUUGCCCAAGGCGGGGAGCGACACAACCGAUUAGCCCGCGACUAUGACAGCAUACACGAAAAGCUCCUGCGCAUGAAACAGUUCAAUCCCACCGAUCAAAGCUUCGAAUCCUCCCUCAAAGCCAUCUGGGUCGACCUGGAACCACACAUCCGCGAGGAAGCGACUUCUGAUCUCGACCGGUUGGAAGAGAGCCUGUCCAAGUCCGACUCGGAGGCGUUGGGGAAGAGGUACGAGGAUAUCAAGGAGCUGCUGCAGAGGCCGUAUGGAGAGGGCGGCACGCCGGAUGCGCAUACGUUGAGCGCUAUUCUGGAAAUGCCUAGGCAGGAGUUGAUGGUUAAGUUGGGGAUUAGGGGGGAGUGACAUUGUGAAUGUGUGGGGGAAGGGGUGAGG
This is a messenger RNA of Canariomyces notabilis, 636 nucleotides long. RefSeq lists its product as uncharacterized. NCBI's taxonomy places the organism in Eukaryota, Fungi, Ascomycota, Sordariomycetes, Sordariales, Chaetomiaceae. The transcript has 2 exons. The record is from RefSeq and is a predicted model, not a curated record. The coding region runs from base 76 to 606 and encodes 176 amino acids.